AUGGUGGUGCCCCAUUACGUCUACCUAAAGUUGAAGAUGUCGGGUCCCAAGGGCAUCAUCGCCGUAGAAGACGACUACAGAAAAUCCGUUAAGUGCGCGGAAGCCGGCUCCAAGCUAACUGAGUCUCUAGUCAUUGCAGAGGAGAAGCGCCAGCUAGACCUGCUCGUGGCACUAUCCCGCGAGCAGCCGGCCGUGCCGGAUCCUCCUUCCCUACAGUCGGCCAACAAGGCGACCUUCCAACCGUCCAAGGACACCAAGCAAGUUCCACUUGACCCGGCCAACCCAGCCCAGUGCGUCACUGUCAGCACCCACCUCGACAGAAAAUAG
Aegilops tauschii subsp. strangulata is the source of this 327-nucleotide messenger RNA. RefSeq lists its product as uncharacterized. The record is from RefSeq and is a predicted model, not a curated record. NCBI's taxonomy places the organism in Eukaryota, Viridiplantae, Streptophyta, Magnoliopsida, Poales, Poaceae.